UUCAACGAGCCACAAAACAAGUUUGUCGGGUGUUCCCCAGAUGGGGUAUCUAUCAGCAAAACAAUUGACUUUACCGCGCGCGUCAAGUUUUGGACGUCAAAUUUUGAAGGUUUCUUCAAUUUUCAAUAAAAACGUUUUCAUAGAAUUCCACACAGACCACACCUACGUCAGGCCGAAAUGAAUCCCGAAGCAGUGACAAUAGAUUGCUCUUGGAAGAUCGAAAAUGUUGAUGCUGUUCGAACAAAAAUUUUGUGGAAGGAACAAUUGUCUGAAUUGUCUGAGGAAACUAGUAUUGAAAAUUGCUUUAAUAUGAGUCAAUCGAAUCCUGACUCUGGCCCCUGUACACUAAAAAUUAUUCUUAAAAACAACAGAAAAUUUGCUGCCCUUCAAAUUUUAUCUGAGGUUCCCAUGAUAGAAGUACAUGGGCAGUAUGAAGAAUAUCUGAUGACAGUGAGAGGGGAACUUCUGGAAGAAGUAGAAGGCACUUCUUUGUAUGAAUGCAGAAUAGAUCUGAAGAAGAUGCAGUCAGAAAUAAUUCUGAAGUUUUGCAAACUAAAGGAAGCAACAACUGUAUGGGUGUAUGGGAUCUCUGCAGUGACGGUGGAAGCUACCCCUUCAAUGCGAUCUCUCUCGGGGCAAUCUGCUGGCGCUAAUCAUUUGCUGUCCUCAAUAAUGCAAGGAUUCAAUCAAGAUGGGAAAAAUGUUGACAGUAUCGAGAUGAUAAUAGACAAGAAAAUUAAGGAGAUGGAAGAACGCAUGAUGGCCAGAAUUGAGGAACGACUUGGCCGCCUAGAGAAACGAAUGGAGGAAGACAAUUCAAAAAUGAUCUCAAUGCUAUUAGACCUGAAAACAAGUAACAAAUAAAUGGUACAUGCUAAUGCA
Molecule: messenger RNA, 882 nt
Organism: Daphnia pulex (common water flea)
Lineage: Eukaryota; Metazoa; Arthropoda; Branchiopoda; Diplostraca; Daphniidae
Exons: 4
Coding region: 178-864 (228 amino acids)
Source: RefSeq, a predicted model, not a curated record